Molecule: messenger RNA, 2258 nt
Organism: Filobasidium floriforme
Lineage: Eukaryota; Fungi; Basidiomycota; Tremellomycetes; Filobasidiales; Filobasidiaceae
Product: aspartic peptidase domain-containing protein
Exons: 8
Coding region: 197-2107 (636 amino acids)
Biological process (GO): proteolysis
Molecular function (GO): aspartic-type endopeptidase activity
Source: RefSeq, a predicted model, not a curated record
UGUAUCAAGAUUCUCGACAUAGCCCACUUAUACUCUGGUUCGGUUCGGACUCCUUGAAGGACUACAAGCUACAAGCGACAUCGAGUUUCCAGCUAGAGCUUUUGAUCAUAGCAUCCCCAAGACAUCUUGACCCUCUAUACUUCAAUUCACCCCCGGUGCAGCUGGCUCGUCACCGCGAUCAAAUACGCCGGACAUCAUGUUCGCGACAACACUCUUUUCGAACCGAGCCAUUGCCUUGUCGGCAUUCACCUUGCUGCAUGCGACUAACCAGGUCCAGGCAGCGAUCACGCUGUCCAUGUCGGAAACCAGGGUCUCUCGUGACCAAUCUGUCGUCCAGGGUCAAACGGAUGGAAUCGUCGCCAUGGCGGGAGCUCCUGUGGAUACCAAAGGCGCGGACGCCUUUUUCGCGCUCGACAAUGAUGGCACCGUCCUCACCGUAGACGUGGGCAUCGGCUUGGGAACUGGGGGGAGUACUUAUAAGAUGAUGAUAGACUCUGGAAGCCCGAACUUCUGGAUUGCCAGCCCUAGUUGUCAAGGUUGCAAGAUUGACGCUGCGAUUCCACGCUACACGGUUAAUACUACCACCACUUACGGAGAGACCCCUUACAACCGAGCCCACCUCGAGUAUGCUAUCGGAGAUGUCUCGGGAAGUUAUAAAACGGAGACGUUCAGUUUGGGCGAUCAUCGCGUGUCCAACGUCACCUUCGUAAGCGUGGACGAAGCACGUAUCUGGCCUUUCCCAUCCCCAGCGCAGGAUGUCGUUGGGAUUCUUCCCUUGGGUCACGGGAACCUGACAGUCAAAGAUGCCAGCGGCAUAGCGCUAGAGGUGCCAUCGCCCUUACAGGCCCUGUACCGAAAUGGCAGCAUCGACAGUCCCGUUUGUGGCAUAUUUCUCAGCCAAGAUAAGCCUCAACUGACUAUUGGGGGAGUCGACGAAUCGUUAACUUGGAACGAGGCUGGAAAGGUUAUUCUCCCUAGCGUGACAGACGUCUAUCAUUACGAGGUCCCGCUUGCCAAUGCGCUCGUGAUGGGGAACGCGACGGUAAAUUUCCCGAAUGAUACGGCGAUUUUUGACACCGGGAGUAGUCACAUCUUUGGUCCAUGGGAUGCUGUCGAAUCGAUCUACAAGAGCUUGCAAGGUAUCUUCUUCCACGACCUCGACAGCGAUGACAAGUCGUCCUACUACGCCUUGCCGUGUCAAGCGCCGGAGAAUUUCAGUUUUAGUUUCGGAUUCGGAGGCAAACAAUUUCCCGUGCCAUACGAAGCUUUGGUAGACUCGGGACGACCUGUUCAGCGCUAUGUGAAUGGACAGCUCGCCGCGACGCAACCAUUUGUAGGCUGGUGUCAUGGAAAUCUGCAAAACACCAGCAUGUUUGGAUGGACUUCCGAGUACGACAACAAGGAUCGACAUUGGUUGAUGGGCCUACCCUUUCUCAGAACCGUGUAUUCCAGUUGGAACUUUGAUAGCGGUGAAGUGAUAUUGUGGCCGCUCGAUGGGGCCACCUCUUCCGGUAGUAAGAUGGUCGAGUCAAAUGCGACCGCGACUGCGACAGCCACGAUCCAAGGCCCGCCGUUACCCGAGUCAACGAAUGGCACUGCUUCUUUCGUACAAACGCAAACUAUGGCCCAGGCCAACGCCUCGACCACUACUCAAGAUUAUGGGCUUGCUACUGGACAGGUGUCCUCGGCGACAUCCGCUCAAGGUGCUGAAUAUGGAGCUAAUACCACUGCUUACCCUGGCAACUACGUUGAACCCUCCAAUUAUGUGGCCUCAAGCGCAUGGAUCGGGACGGCGAGCGCACAGGGCACCCAGACGACUAUCAGCUCCUCGACGGACCGAACUGAUCCCUCAGUACUCGAACAAGGAAUGCCUUCAAUCGCAACGACGAACGCCGGUGAUCAGACAGUGGAGGCUUCGAACACAGCUAUAGUCGCAACCGUAACCACGGCCACCACAACCAAUUCUAUUUACAACGCGACUGCCGAUCGCAACGAUGCGCCAGUGGUUGCGCCGACUUCCACUGAGACGAGCGGCAGUAUCAAUACCGUGAAUACUAUGUAUAACACGAUCCAAGCGCCAAGCCGCAAGCGAAGAUGGCUGCGAUAACGUGAUGAUCCAUCCUGGUCCGGAGACGUCUAUCUACCAAAAAUAUCACCAUUGUACCCAUUUUCCAUCCCUUCCACCAAUCCAUUCCGUAUCUCGUCGAGUGCUCGUGUAAACAACAACAAUAAUGCGAUCAUGCCAUAUCCCUGAUCCA